Messenger RNA from Sinocyclocheilus rhinocerous, 1502 nucleotides. RefSeq names its product serine/threonine-protein phosphatase 2A catalytic subunit alpha isoform-like. Gene Ontology annotation, molecular function: protein serine/threonine phosphatase activity. Lineage: Eukaryota; Metazoa; Chordata; Actinopteri; Cypriniformes; Cyprinidae. The transcript has 7 exons. Bases 341 to 1270 code for a protein of 309 amino acids. The record is from RefSeq and is a predicted model, not a curated record.
GGUGACGUCAACCUACAUGAGCGGAUUCUUCGUCGCUGCGGCGCAUCAUAACCGGACUCUGACCGAAAUCAAAGGAGCUUUCAGGCUGUAAUUUUAAUCGUUUACUGCUUACAAAGAACAGUAAUUCAUCGAUUUAUUCUUGAGGGAGUAAAAGUAACAGCGCUUUAGUUCAUUUUGCGGCCUUAAAGUAUUUCAAGUAAUCAAGGACUCAACAGCUUUAUUUUAAACGGACUGAUUACUUUGACGCAUGACGCCAACCCCCCAAAAAACCUAAACAACCUAAUUUUGAGUCAUUUUACAUUAUUUUUUAGCAUUACUUGAAUGAUUUAAGGAAUUAACGAUGGACGAAAAGGUAUUCACGAAAGAACUGGACCAAUGGAUCGAGCAACUGAACGAGUGCAAGCAACUAUCGGAAAACCAAGUGAAAAUUUUAUGCGAGAAGGCUAAAGAAAUUUUAUCCAAAGAAUCAAACGUUCAGGAGGUGCGUUGCCCGGUGACAGUAUGUGGAGAUGUACAUGGCCAAUUUCAUGAUCUAAUGGAACUGUUUAAGAUCGGGGGUAAAUCACCAGAUACCAAUUACCUAUUUAUGGGAGACUAUGUGGAUAGAGGUUACUAUUCAGUAGAGACAGUCACACUUCUGGUGUCUUUAAAGGUUCGAUAUCGAGAGAGAAUCACCAUCCUUCGUGGAAAUCAUGAAAGUAGACAGAUCACACAAGUUUAUGGCUUUUAUGACGAGUGCCUGAGAAAAUACGGAAAUGCAAAUGUUUGGAAAUAUUUCACAGACCUCUUUGACUACCUUCCUCUUACAGCCCUCGUAGACACACAGAUUUUCUGUCUCCAUGGAGGAUUGUCACCUUCAAUUGACACGCUGGAUCACAUCCGCGCAUUGGACCGUAUCCAAGAAGUUCCCCAUGAGGGUCCCAUGUGUGAUUUGCUGUGGUCAGAUCCGGAUGACCGUGGAGGUUGGGGGAUUUCCCCCAGGGGGGCUGGGUACACGUUUGGCCAGGACAUCUCAGAAACAUUUAACCAUGCCAACUGCUUGACUCUGGUCUCACGAGCUCACCAGUUAGUGAUGGAGGGUUAUAACUGGUGUCAUGAACGUAAUGUUGUAACAAUCUUCAGUGCACCUAAUUAUUGCUACCGAUGUGGUAACCAGGCUGCGAUCAUGGAACUUGAUGACACACUCAAGUACUCCUUUUUACAGUUUGACCCUGCACCACGCAGAGGAGAGCCUCACGUCACUCGCCGCACUCCAGAUUAUUUCCUGUAAGAUGGGAAGGUUUUUUUUAUUACAGUAUUGCAGCACUAUCUGACCCGUGGACAAUGAACAUUCAUAGAAGGCAUCUGUUCAAAUUUUCCAACACAAACCCCUGUCCUUGGACCAAAACAUGUGCCAUAUCUAUACUGCAAUAAGAUAGAUGCAGUCAUCUCUACAAACACACAAAUGUGAUAGUACUCUCUCAUCUGCAUCAUGUACUUUUCUCUGUUCUGUACUAAAAAAG